AAGUAAGUUUGACAGUUCGUGUCGAGUAAAACACAUUGCCGGUUUCAUUUGUUGUACAUUAUAAAAGUAAAACAUUCCCACUGUAAUUCGAAUCGAAUCAAAUGUAAUCAGCAUAAUUAUGUGGCAAAAAGAGUCGAAACACAAGAAUUCGUUGUACACAAAUUUGUGUGCUGCAAAUGGUUUUGGCAAAGAAUCGGAUGAAAUGUACAAAGAAGUGCGCUCCGAAAUCAAUGUACAUAAAAAGGUGAAAUUCCAUUACACAAAGUGUAAUAAAAUGGCAUUGAAAAAACAAAAAUCGGCAAAAGUGUAUUUUGAAAAUGGUGAAUGGGAAUUGGCGAUUCUAGUGUACAAUGAAUCUCUGUGUUUUGCUGAAAACGGUACAAAAUAUUUGGGUAUUUCGUAUGCAAAUCGAUCGGCUUGUUUCUACAAUCUAAAAAUGUAUGACAAGUGCUUAGUUGACAUUGAGCUGGCCACACAGAACAACUAUCCAAAGCAUUUGAUUCCAGCGUUGGAGAAGCGAAAAAUGAACUGCCUGGAGCACAUCGUAAACGGAUGGAAACUGGACGAAUCGCGUUUGAACUUGAAUUAUACGCGUGACGAGAAAUUUCCCGACCUGGCAAAUACCGUCAAAAUUGAAAAAAUUGCUGACAAAGAUGACCCAACCGUGGUGGCAAAGCAGAAAAUCGAUGUCGGCGAAAUUGUUGCUGUUGACAAAGCAUUUUGCAAGACAUUGUUUGCGAUCUACGGUUGGAAAUGUAACAUUUGUCUGAAAAGUAAUUUGAAUCUUAUGCCAUGCCAGAGAUGUACAGUCACAAUGAUAUGCCGUGAUUGCAAAGACAAUAAUUUACACAAAUACGAGUGUGGCAUUAAAACGUCAUUGUACAGUAAUUCGAAUAAUUACUUGAUGCAAGAGUUACGCACAUUUUUCACAGCCAUGGAUUUGUUCGCGAAUGUCGAUGAGAUGAUGACCUUUGUUGAACAGAGCGUCAACACUGAUCCACUUGAAAUUCCUACCGCACUCGAUGAUAACCGUUCAAAGUACCGAGCAUUUCUGCAGCAAACCGCAUUCGAACCGGACACAAAAGACAAGAAAUUCAUUCAAACCGUGUGUUGUGUGUACAAAAUUUUGCUGGAAAUUCCAAAGAUAAGUCUUAUGUUUUCAACGAAAAAACAUCGACGCUUCAUGAUGCACCUCAUUGGACACCACGUUCAAGUCAAUUUACAUCAAUCGUAUGUAUUCAAGGAAGACUUUGUAAACGAGAAUGGCGAUAAAGACCAUCGAAUCUUAUAUUCGCAAGUUGGUGUGCUAUUGCGCUAUUUUAAUCAUCGCUGUUCGCCAAAUGUUUAUGCGAUUGAUUGUGACGGUGAUACAUAUUAUUGUGCAUUACGUCCAAUUCAACCCGGUCAAGAGCUAUUCAUAUCCUACUACUGUUUUCAUUGGGAUCUGCCGCCGGAAUGGCCGCAUAAAUUCAGCAAACACAAUUGCAAAUGUGAACGAUGUGAAUGGCGCAAACCCACAACAGAUGAACUCAUUCAAAUCGCAGACGAUCCCGAUUUUGACAUUGUUAAUGAUAGCAACAUUGAAUCGGAAAUUAAAAGCAUCGACAAGGCAAAGUUUGAUAUUUUGAUGGAAUCAUGCAUCAGACUGUUAAAGAAAUACGACCGUAUUCUUUGGUGUAAGCAACUUGCGGUUGUGAUAACAGUUUAUGCUGCAUUACUUACCGCCAACAUACGAGGCCUCGUUUAAGAAACACAACCACAUGAUCAACUCAAAAACAAUGACUGAUGGCCUAUUUGACAAUUAUUUUUUUUGUUUCUUUGUUUAUUUUCAUUCAUAUUUUCACCGAUUUUGAUUUCGUUUCAAAGAUUUUGAACAUUUUUAAAUCAAACUGAAAUUAAUAGUUAUAAGCAAAACGUAAGCUCCAUUUGUUGUCUUUAAUUGUAACCAUGUAAUUCGUUUAUGAAAAAUGAAAAAUCAACUGUAAAGUCAAUAAAUAAAAUAUGCGGACAUUGA
Molecule: messenger RNA, 2014 nt
Organism: Contarinia nasturtii (swede midge)
Lineage: Eukaryota; Metazoa; Arthropoda; Insecta; Diptera; Cecidomyiidae
Exons: 2
Coding region: 119-1747 (542 amino acids)
Molecular function (GO): protein binding
Source: RefSeq, a predicted model, not a curated record